This is a messenger RNA of Paralichthys olivaceus (Japanese flounder), 2730 nucleotides long. The record is from RefSeq and is a predicted model, not a curated record. Lineage: Eukaryota; Metazoa; Chordata; Actinopteri; Pleuronectiformes; Paralichthyidae.
AUGCCUUCAACAUCAUGUCACUGGACAGCGUCAACAAUUAUUACCGGAAAUACUCGGCUAAUCAGAAAGUCGGCUCGUUCCACUACGUUCACAAAACUCCCUUUGGCAACUACUCCUUUGUCUGCGCGGAUGCCACUCUGACUCCAGGACCCAAGAGACCAUACAAUUUCUUUGGUAUUCUCAACCAGACUCAGAUGGACCUGCUGGACACGUUCAGAGUUGAGAGUUUGGAAAGCAACCAGUCGAUCUGGUUUGGCCACUACACCACUUCCACUGUCGUCUCUCCGUCUCCAGGAGUGCGGGACAUAAUGAGAUCUGCAGUUGCAUAUCUCUGUGGCCAUCUGCACACGCUGGGCGGCCUGAUGCCUGUGCUCCACAGCCGACACCCUCAAGGCACCCUGGAGCUGGAGCUGGGCGACUGGAUGGACAACCGCAGGUACAGGGUUAUGGCUUUUGACCAUGACCUGCUGAGUUUCUCUGACCUGAAGUUUGAGCAGUGGCCUGCGGUGCUCAUCACCAACCCCAAGGACGCUCAGUACCUUCAUCCAGGAGUGGAGCCGCUGGGUCGGAUACGGAGAUCGACACACAUCAGGAUCUUGGCCUUCUCUGAGGCUUCAAUCACAGCGGUGCAUGUGAGCGUAGAUGGGGAACCUCUGGGGAAAAGCCACUCUGCUGGAGGACCUCUGUAUGUUCUCCUGUGGGAUCCAUCUCUCUACCUCACUGGACUGCACACAAUCAGAGUCAAAGUGGAGGACUCGGCAGGCCGGUCGACAGAGCGGGAGCAGCACUUCACUCUGGAGGAAGACCUGACUCCCAGCUUUGGUUUUGUGCAGUCCUUCAUCCUCCUCACAGACCACUACAUCCUGGCCCGCGUGGCCUUCAUAUUCAUGACGGUGCUGAAUGUCGGUGUGCUGCUGGCCUUUAGGUUCCUGAGCGUUCCUUCUGGCAGAGGUUUGACGUCUCAAGUGUGUAUGUCGCUGCGUCUGGUCAGUAAAAUGGACUCUUUCUACUACUCUCUGCUGCUGUUCAACCUGUGGACAGCCUUAGGUCCGUGGUUCGUAGGAGAAUUGAUAGACGGCCAUAUUGGCGCCUGCUUCGUCUUUGGGGUUUUCAUCGAUGGACACUUCCUGGAGGGCAGUCUCUCUUACGUUGUUGGAGUGGUUCAACUGCUGUUCUUCAACAUGCCCCUCACCUCUUACCUCUGCUGGAGCCUCCACCACCGUUGCCGCGGCAACACCUUCCGAUCUCACUUCCUGCGGCCGGGCUGCCGCUGGCGGAGUCUGGCGGUCCACCUCUUCAUGCUGCUGCUGCUCACCUGGCAGGCCCACUCCUGCUACUUUCUCCUGGAGACCUACGGCUCCAUGGCCUUUUUCUUGUCUCCUGUCCGCACGUGGGCGUUCGGGCUCAGUCUGCUAUUGGUGUACCGCGCCUGGACAAGCCCCGCCCCUUUCACUCGUGACAAUAGCAAGAGCGUCUCUCCCUCUUGACAGUAAUUGCACUGUACCACCACCACCACGAUAUCCAUUGAGCCUGACUCACAGAUAUAUUUUGCAGUCUCUAUCCACCCUGAAAGCCUCAAUUUUCCCCACACGACAGCCUCUUCCUCUCUCCCUCUCUCUCGCAUCACUUCAUCCCUCACUACCCUGUUUCUAGAUAGUAUUUACUUGAUAUGCAUGUAAUCGUAAAGCACCGGUGAGCACAUUUCUGGCCAUAUUCAUAGCAAUGUGUACAGUGUUAAAAAACAGAAACACCUUGGAUACAUUAAGAAUUAAAUAACCUGUUUGAGGACUAUUUCGAUGAAUGUUGCAGUUGAUGGUUAAAGCUGACUCAUUUACUUGAGAUUUAGCACUUUUUGGAAGUGUUGCCUUGGCUGAAUGCCACUUCACCACUGCCAAAGGAUGAAUAAGAAAGAUUUCACCUUUUAUUCUCCCCCCCAAAGCCGCUUUCAUUCGCUAAUGAAGGCUGUAUGUGCCAAACCAAUCCCUGUGUUUACCUCCCGACAAACUAAACAUGUGGAUGAUAAAAGGUGUAUGCCUCAUUUUAUAUACUGUAAGCUUUCCCUAACGUCCCAUGGGCUGAUGGAAAGCGAUAGUUACUUCGGUGGAAAUGACGUACUGUAGAUAAUGCAACCUAGACGAUCAGAUUUUCAAGUUUAUUCUACAUUUAAUAACAGGAAAUCAAAGGAAGGAAAUUAUAAAUGAGUUGAGUACUGUUGCUGAUCUGUGUUCAAGACGUUGUAUGAUUUAAAGUGUUUUUAAACUUAUAUGAAUUCCACUGCACACAACUGCCAAUGUAAAACUUCGUAAUAUUCGCAUUGGAAUAUUCAUAUCCAACACUUCAAUGCCACUUUUCACCACGACACAGACGCCGGCCUGACUCUUCAUGCUCCUUCAAACGUGACUACAGAAAGCAGCUGUUUGUUUCUCAGGAAUGUGAGCACUUGAACAAUAGGCUGGCCCCAGUAGUAUUUCAGGACAAUGUUUUUAUACUCCAUAGUAGCUCAGUGAACUUUAAAAUUAUAUUGAAAAAAAAAUCCAGAUGUGUGGUGGCUAAAAAAAAAUCUAUUCAUUCUGAUUGUAAUGUGUGAUUUCUUUAUUUUAUUUUCUCUCUCAUGUUAUAAAACUGCACUGCAAAUGGGCACGUUUUGUUCAGAAUGUUAAUCCCUUUUUGUGAAGGAGCGAGAGCAUAAACUGAGUUUCUAGCCCGUAGUGGCAGGUGCCUGGAUUCCAC